Messenger RNA from Glarea lozoyensis ATCC 20868, 798 nucleotides. Its product is annotated as NAD(P)-binding Rossmann-fold containing protein. The transcript is spliced from 3 exons. Lineage: Eukaryota; Fungi; Ascomycota; Leotiomycetes; Helotiales; Helotiaceae. The coding region runs from base 1 to 798 and encodes 265 amino acids. Gene Ontology annotation, molecular function: oxidoreductase activity, acting on NAD(P)H, oxygen as acceptor. The record is from RefSeq and is a predicted model, not a curated record. Gene Ontology annotation, cellular component: intracellular anatomical structure.
AUGAUUGAGAUUCCAAAGGCCGAAUCCCUCUUGGAGAUGUUCUCCUUGAAGGGAAAGGUUGUCAUCGUCACCGGUGCUUCAGGGCCAAGAGGAAUGGGUAUUGAGGCUGCUCGCGGAUGUGCCGAGAUGGGAGCGGAUCUUGCCAUCACCUAUGCCUCCCGCCCAGAGGGUGGUGAGAAGAACGCCAAGGAGCUCGCUGAGAAAUACGGUGUCAAGGUUAAGGCGUACAAGUGCGACGUUGGAAGCUUUGAGUCUGUUGAUACUCUUGUCAAAGAUGUCAUCAAGGAAUUCGGUAAAGUCGAUGCCUUCAUCGCCAACGCUGGACGUACUGCCGAUAGCGGUAUCCUCGAGGGAUCCGUCGAGGCCUGGAACGAAGUCAUCCAAACCGACUUGAACGGAACCUUCCACUGCGCAAAGGCCGUCGGAGCACACUUCAAGGAGAGAGGAACUGGAUCCCUCGUCAUCACCGCCUCAAUGUCUGGUCACAUUGCCAACUUCCCACAAGAACAAACCUCAUAUAACGUUGCAAAGGCUGGCUGCAUCCACAUGGCCAAGUCUUUGGCCAACGAGUGGCGCGACUUUGCCCGUGUCAACACCAUCUCCCCUGGUUACAUCGACACUGGUCUCUCUGAUUUCGUUGCCAAGGAGACCCAGGAUCUCUGGAAGAGCAUGAUUCCUAUGGGCCGAAAUGGUGAUGCUAAGGAGUUGAAGGGUGCUUAUGUUUACCUUGUUUCCGAUGCUUCAACCUAUACCACUGGUUCAGAUAUCCUCAUUGACGGAGGUUACUGCGCUCGUUGA